Molecule: messenger RNA, 7527 nt
Organism: Caenorhabditis auriculariae
Lineage: Eukaryota; Metazoa; Nematoda; Chromadorea; Rhabditida; Rhabditidae
Source: the annotation of a GenBank genome assembly
AUGUCUACGGUCCACAGGGUCACAAGUUCGACCCCCGCCUCGGCCCAACCAAUGUUGGUAGUGGGAAACAACGACUUCAAAAAUCCCCAGCCGUCACACACAAGGACGGAUAUGUUACUCCAGCCAGUUUACUGAUUAUCAGAAUAGGACCUCGGCUAAUCGACUUGGGGCGCCGACUUCGUUCAAUCGGUACAAAGGCGUAGGAAGAAGAAGAAGAAUAAAAGUUUGUUUAUUUUUUUUUUCCAUCGUAGGUCGAUUUUAAAAGCAUUUCUUUUUGAAGGGGGUUUUUUUUGAGAUGACUCAACCAAAAAAGCUGAGUGCUCACUAAGGACACAAGCUUUUAAGACUGUUGCUUUUAGCAACGGCUGAAUGUACUAUUGCUACGACAACAAAAAGCUCUUCAAACCGACGAAAUAUUACGUUUUUUUUCCCGAUUGCUUAAAAAAAGAUGUUUCUAUCUUCGAAGCUCCGCAAGGGAUGUUUUUUUUUAAUAUUUUUAAAAUUAGAAAAGAAAAAGGUAUCUAGAAAAAUUCAUUUAAAACGGAAGAUUUCAUACAUUUUUUUUUCUCCUAACUUCGAAGCUCGAACUCGAACGGUCAAAACUUUCAAUUCCAGUGACAAAUCUGGCAAGGGACACAAGCAAAAGAACAAAAAAUCAUGCACACAGUGUUCAACGAAAAACACCGCCAACCGGAUUCCUAAAGCUCUUUUUCUCGAUUCCUUCAGUUCUUCUAUUAUCUAGCUGCUUAUUUUUGUUUUGAUCUUCCUUCCUUUUAAACGUGAGCUCAAAUCAGUUAUUCAAAAAACCUUUCUGAAGUAUUCAUAAACUCUAAAAUUAUACUCCAUCAGCUCUAACUCAUCAGAAUUUCCACGUCUGUUUUCAUUUUCGAAAGUUAUUUCAAGUCCCAACACCAGUUUUUUUAUUUGUAGGUGAGCUUAGAUUAUUCAACCUAACCCAAACGGCAUGACACUAUUGCUCGUUCGCCAAAGAAUCUGAUAUCAAAGUCAAAUAAAAACGCGUCGAUCACUUGGGCCGUUUCCUUUCAUUUUAUUUUUCUUUCAACGAUUGUUGCAGAAAAUUCAUAUCGAACAAAUUUUCGAAGUUAUAGUGAAGCAUAGUUCCGAUUACAAGCUUAUUAUUUUUAAAAUUUGCUCGGAAGCGCAAUUUUGAAUUCAUGUUGUUUCCUGACUGGAAAAUUUUCCAUAAAAUAAGCACUUUUGAAGCCCGAAAAGUUUUUUUAUCAUUAUAUUUUUCAAAAAAAGCUUUUAGCGAGUUUUUAACAGCUUUUCAGCCUUUUGGAGCUCGAAAAAAGGUUUGAAACUCGGAACUUCAUGACGCUAUAAGUGGUGCUGAAAUCGGCCUAAAGAAAAAUAUCAACCAAUAUUUUCGGGCUCGAAAACUUUGAACAAGAACUUACAACAGCGAUGUAUAAAUUUGUCCGAGAAUACUAAGGAUAAGUCGGUUUAUACUAUUUCAAACAGUGAUUCAACAAACUGCUCUCUGGCUGGUCCUUGAGCGGCUUCUUUCUUUUCUUUUUCCUCUUUCUCCCUCUGUGACCACUUAACCUAUCGAAUUUAAACUUUUUUUUUCCCAGAAGAAAAAUUUACAGAUGAACAAUGGUUUCUUGAUUGGCUUGGCAAUUAUUGUAGCUUUGGCAAAUGCCCAGAAAUUCGCAUUUGUGUCACUGUUAUCCUCAAACGAGUAUCUCACCACUGCUAAAGUUUUAGGUGAGUAGAUCGAGGUACUCUUCGCCUAUUUGACGACUUUUCAGGUCACAAAUUGAAACUUCUGAACGACUCAGUGCCUUAUGUCAUAAUUGUGACAGAAGAUAUAACGACGAAAACCAGGAGCUCUUUGCAAUCUCAGGGAAUCAAACUACGCGAGUUUCCAAAAAUCGACACUCCAUACUUGUCCACUCACAAGGCGAGGAAAUUCCAGGUUUUUUUUUUUAUCGAUCCAAACGUUUCAAAAUCGGCUUGAAUUGUAGUACACCAAAAUUCGGCCCUGGUCAAUGACUGAAUACGACGUUAUAGUUCAUCUGGAUCUCGAUUUGCUGCCCGUCGAAGAUAUCACUCCAUUAUUUUAUUGUGGAACGUUUUGCGCCGUUUUCCGACAUUCCGAUAUGUUCAACUCUGGCGUUUAUGUCCUAAAGCCAAAUAACUCUGUAAGUCUUCAUCUCGGAAAAAAAAGCCGCACAUAGUGAGCAAUGUUUGUCUAUUAUUUGGUCUUUCUGUGGUUUUGCGAAAAAGAAGGCCGAGUUCAAGCUACAGGGAAAAUAUUUAAACGGUCCUACAGAGCCCAUUAGAAUCCCAUCCGACAACAAGGAAACUACUUUUCUGCCUGCAAUUUUAAAACAAGCCUACUUAGCUCAUUUUUGUUGCAGGUAUUUGAAGAUAUGAAGAGCAAAAUUCAUACUCUUGUCUCCUACGAUGGCGGAGAUCAAGGAUAUUUGAACUCCUACUUUCCUGAUCUGAAAUACGCGCCAAUGUUUGAUGAAACAAAUAUCACGCAUCAAAGAUAUUCUUCCUCAUUCAUGAGGUUUCUUUCUCCUUUUAUCACUUCUUAUGAAAUUUUUGAAGGCUGGCGGCGGGAUAUAACUUUGACAUCGGAAUGUACUACCUCAACGGAGGAAAACUACCUGUUUCUCCAAAAAUCGUACAUUAUACGAUGGGACCUGUGAAACCCUGGCUUUGGUGGACUUAUCCACUUUUCGAUAUAAAUUAUCUCUGGCUAGAAACAAGGUAAAAUCAUGGAUAUUCCGCUCAAGUUUAUUAAAUUCCAGGUUCGAAAUGGAAGAGGCUCUCAACCUUCCCAGUCAAAACAUGGAAUUAAUACUUUUAGAGUUGGUAACUCUGACAAUCACAAUUUUUGCCAAACAAGUAAGAUAAAUUCUAAAUUUUUUUUGAAAGGGAUAUUAAAAGUUUAGCUCGUUGAACUGGUGCUUAGAGAGCGACUUCGCAAUGAAAAUGCAAAUCGGAACGAGAAAACAAAAGUUUCUCAUUUCAUUGUUUUGUUUUCUCUGUUUGUUUCCUGGAAACUCGUCCCAACAGCCCCACAUCCCGUUCCUUGCUGGAUCUUCUUUGGCUCAAAUACGGUAUUCAUUGAUUUUUUUUUACAUUUCGAGUCAUAACACUUUUUUGUGAAAAAAUGGGGAAUUUUUUGCACCUUUGAGGUACAAAUGGAAGCGAACUAGAAUACUUUUUGCUACAGCGUAAGAGAUCUUAAGAUGAGAAACAAAGUUCAUGGAUAUCCCCUUUUUGAGAGGUUUUUGAUUGAAUCAUUUCAGAUUCUCAUGUCACUUCUCCUCGCAUCAAUGUACAGCUGGCUUCGUUUGGGAGUCAGAACCACUUUAAAACGUCAUCUGGUCGUCAUCACCGUGCUGACGUCGUCGGCCGUUUGCUCCUGGCUUUUGGUGGCAAACGUCAGUUCUUUUGGAAAUCGAUCGAUAGCCGCCAUCCUCGUUAUCAUUUAUAACGAAAUGUUGUUCUCACUGUCGGUCAAUCGCUUCAUUUUGAUGCCAACGACAACUUGUGCCCGAUACGAACUUCUCUCGACUAGUUCAAAAAAUGCGGAGCCAUGAAAAAAAACAUGUUUUUUGCCAAACUGUUUUUGUAAAUAAAUGGAGUGAUUUCUUUCGGCGAAAAAAAAAUUCAUUUUGUUUUUCGAUCUCUUCAGAUGAUUACUGCAAAUGUCAUGAAAAUAAAACUUUUUUUUUAUCAUCAACAGCCUUGGAAAAAGUAUCCUUCGAUUGCAAUAAAAAUAAACGAGGAUGAAAUAAAUCAAAGCCAUCCCGCUCUCCGAUAAAUAACUGUGAGAACUUUGAACUUCUGAAGAAGGGUGGAAAUUGCGCCGAAUAUAGUCAGAAUACGUGUUGUGACGGUACCAAAUGGUCAAAACAGCAAACCUGUUUUUUCGAAAGACUUUUUUGUUAGAACUAUGCGCCUUUGUCCGUAAAUUCGGCCUGUACCAACUUCUUUGUCCUAUUGUGACAAUGACCCCUCUAACUGACUAUUUUAUUCCUACUAUACUCUAAGAAAAAAAACGGCUGAUCAAAACAUGUUGAAUACACAUACUUUUUAAUUUUCCAUUAAAAUUCUACGGUAGAAGUCUCUCGAAUAGUCAUCUUGUUGGAAAAAUGUUUUCACAAAUAUGAAAUGAUUAUUAACAGCAAACUUUGUUAGUGUCUGCUUCUUUAUUUUAGAAAAAGGAAUAUGAAAUGUCUCUGAGGAUCAUUUUUUUGAACUUUCAUACUACAGUCUAUUUCAAGUUUUUUUGUGCAACAAAAAAACCGUUCAUAACUUUGUAUUAUUAUCUGAUCUCUCAUAAAUAACUGAUCAGUCAGGACAAAAAAAGAAGAAAGUUAUAAUCAAAAGAAUCGGUCACACCUCGCAUUUACUUCAUGAUUCAGGGCGAGAAAGCGACAAACGCUUGUCCGCCGAUUCUCGUUCAACAAACAGUUCCUUCUCGUCACCGCAAAAAAAGACAACUGGACCCUUGUCUCGUGUUGGCCAAAGGGUCAAUCAAUUUGAUCAAAGAUUGGCAGUUUGUCCAGGAGUCGGUUUUUCAGAUUAUUUCAAAGAGUGACUCAACUUUUGACGUAAAACAUUCUAGAGUUAUAGAGAAACGAGUUGGGAGUGUUCUAAAUUUACACGACACAAAACGAAAACCUUUUUUUGCUAUGGUUCUCGUACUCAAGAACUUUUCAUUUCAAAGAAUAGAAAAUUUUUCAUGAAUCCUCAUUGCUGUGGACAAAACGAAUCAGAACUUUCUUGACUUGCCUUCUGUGGAAAAUAUUUAAACAGUACGAAAACCUUGAAAAAAGCGCACGGUAGGCCGAUAAUUCAAUUAACUGGCGCCAAAAUCUUUUUAACAAAACUUGCAAAGAAAACGGUUUGCCGUCACAAAUGGAACUUUUUUGGUUUGAAUGGUUUGAAUUGCAUAAAAAGUAUCAGCCACGAGUUUUAGGAUCUCGAUCACAAAUUAGUCUUUGAAAAAGUGGAAGAAAAAUUGGAGUUUGUGGUCUACUCAACUUUUCUUACCAUAACUCUGAAGAUGUUUGAACAAGCAAAACUGAUUUUUUUUUUAAAGAGCGCUUCAAACAACAGUGACUCAUAUUUUUAUUUUUUUUUUGAAAAAUGGAAGUCUGUAGUUCUAUCUGCCUAAGGAAAUACACUUUACUAAAUGAAAAAAGAAGCCUCAUUUUUCCGAUUUCUCUUUUCUAAAAAAAAAGUGGAGCAAUGAAGCUAUGAAAAAAAAAUCAAUCAAUCGAACCAUUUUUAGAGCAAAUCAAACGGCCUUUUUCGUAACUGCCUGGUCAACCGAGUUGAUAAAAAAGCCCAUUGUUUGGCUGACCUUGAAUAAUGUAUAGAAUCGAACUAUGCCACAACAACAAAAGGACAAUGUAGUAGACAAAAAGGUUACACAUUUGAAUUUGUUUCACUCUCCACGUCUUCAUCGCCAGAAGAGGUGGACGGUCGGUCGGGCGCGAUAAUUGUGGGCGGAGCGUUGUUGAUCGCCAAACGAAGAUUCCACAGAAGGGGCCCUUGGCUUCACUUGUCGUUCCUGCCUUCAACAAUGCACAAACCGGUAAGUACUCGAAAUAUUUUAAAAUAUGUACUAAUAAGAAAACCUUUGAAAAUCGAUUUUUUUCUUCAGGAUGAAGAAUGCAGUUACUGCAGCCUGACCAUCAUAGCUCUGUGUAUUGCCUUCAGCUCAGCUAUUUUAACCUUUUUCGUUGCAAGCUACAUGUACACGGGAGUCAACGAGAAGAUUGAAAUCCCAUCAGCGGUGAGUGGAAAAAUAAAUGUAUAAUACUGUAGAAAACUUGAAACGGCCUUUUUUCUGGUCAAUUCAUUCAAUUGAAAACUUUGAACCUCUUUCAAAAAAAUCGGAACUUUUACGGUUGGAAAUAUUUUUGUUGUAAACCUAGGUUUUCUGAGAACAAGAGUGCGGACCUUCGAAGUCGAACAAGAUAAUGGAAAAAUAUUUAUCUGCUCGAGUGAGCAAAAAAAAUUAUUUGACUUAUAAUCGACAUUGCCGCAAAAGAUGCCUAUCAGUUUUUGCUCUAAAAUGAAUACAUGAAUAUAGUGCAUCGUCAAAAUAAAUAAUUUUAAUUCAAAGACAAAUGAUUAUUCACAUCUAUUGUCUGACGUUCUUCAUGAAAACCUUCAUGAGUUACCCGCUAAAAUCAGCCUUGAAUCAACUAUGAACUUCUUCCGUUUGCUUCGACUGAAAUACCUCAUUUGAUCCCGGUUUUCGAGUACAUUGAUCGGAAAAUUGUGCUGAUUGUCAGCUGAUCUGUCUCGGUGGCCGCAAAACGUUUGUGUGGACGGUGCAGGCCAUCGUCACUGCCUCAAGCGGAGUCGAUCCAUCCAUCAUUUGAAAACGGAGACGACGUCUUCUAGCAAUCGAUAUGCAAUACAUUCCUCACGCCGCUGCGUCGUCUAUAUUUAGGUGUCAUUUUGGCUGACUUUCGGUCAUCACUGAACCUUGUCCCCUUUGGUUGUAAUGAGAUCGGCUCACAUUGAGAGCUCAAUUACUUUUUUCAAGAUUCUAUGGCCUCAAUCUGAUAAGAUUCAGUUGCAAAGUCAUAUCCCUUUGGACUAUAGGAUUCUCUGGUAGUUCGCUCAUUCAAAUUUUCUUUUACCUGCAAAAAAGAGCCUCAAAGAACUAUACACUACUUUUUUCCUGGACUAGCGGCAAAUAGAAUAUGAACACAACAAAAAACGCGUUGUUUUUUUUUUUUGCCGAGUACAAAAUCCACAUUUUCCGGUGUUUUUAGGUGCAUUUAUAUCAUGUGAUAGUCAUUUCUGAGUACAUUCCGCCUCAAACAACAUUUUGUUGAUAUUUUUGAAAACCAGUUCUUUGUCCAAAUUCGCCAUACCGAAAAUACCGAGAAACAAAAACCUUGUUGAUGGGAUAUCUCGGCUGGCAUUCUCGGUAGUCUCUGAUGUUUCGAGAGCGAAGCAGAGGCGCAAAGACGGCGCGUAAAGUAGCCGUGCGUAAAAUUUAUGAUGGCUGUAUUGCUGGUGAUUUAAAAAGGCGACUGAUCGUUCCAGCGCUCUCAGUUCUUUGAUCAGCAAGUCAGGGAUGAAAAGAAAAUCAGCUCAAACUUAUUUAUUAUAAAUCGAAAAAAAUCUGAUUAUAAAUUUCAAUUUUUUUCAGCUCAAAUCGUUUGGCUCGAAUCGAUUGGUCGUUCCACAUAAGGUAUUUAUUAUGCUCAGAAUAAAAAUUAGUUUAAUAACUUAUUCCAGAAAGUUAUCAUCGUGAAACUCGAUCUGCAAAACCGAUGUUACAUUAUGCCAGCUUACCUAGCAAGAGUUAGUUCAUUUUCAAGUUCUUUUGUAUUUUGUGAAACUUAGAAAUCUUGAAAGAAGGUUAUGAAUUUUCAGAAAAUGACCAGCGCGAAAUUCACGAUAGUGGACGAACCGCUGAAUCCCGAAUUUCUUCAAGAAAUAGCUGGAGAUGACGGCGUGGAUUUCUGUUCCGGAACUCCAGCUUACAUCCUCGAAAAACCAUUGCUUUAG